UUUCUUUUAAACCCGGGGAGGUUUUACCUCCAGCCUGGGAGGAAAACUGACAUGAGCUCGCUGUCGUGGUCAUGUGUUUUUUCCCCCUUCCUAUCGCUCCCUCUCUCUCCUCCUCUCUCUCCUCCUCUCACAUGUUGUCCAAGAGCUUUUGUUGGUUUUGCCUUCUUAAUUAUAUGCAUGUAGGUUAAAUGAAUACCUGACGAAAAGGCCCCUGGUUUUCACAGUGUAAUUCGAUAGCUGAGAGGAAAAAGUGGCUGUAAGCAACCUUUGGAAUUCACAUUUUCCUUUCUCCUGUUUUCGCCUUUGAGAAGAUGAUCACUAGCUCCAGUGUACAUGGCUUAAAGAUGCAGUGGACCCCAGAGCAUGCGCAGUGGGCCGAGCAACAUUUCGACAUCUCAUCCACCACACGUUCCCCCGCACAUAAAGCAGAGGCGUACCGUGGACACCUGCAGCGGACCUACCAGUAUGCUUGGGCAAAUGACGAUAUAUCAGCAUUGACAGCCUCCAACCUUCUUAAGAAGUAUGCAGAGAAGUAUUCUGGUAUCCUAGAGGGUCCCAGCGAGCGGGCGCUCCUCUGCUCAUACUCCGAGAGUGCCCCAGGACUCUUGAAUGGACGCAAGUCAGAGAGCGAAGCAUGGCAGGAGGGGAUCUACCCAAUGAGCUGUGCUGCAGAUGUGGUUUCUGCUAGUAAGACUGGCAUGACGGCCGCCCUGCCUCCUCCAGAUGUGACGGCAAGUGUUGGCAGCUCCACGGGGGUGGCUAGUAGCUUGAGCGAGCCCAGCUACUCCAGCAGUAACUGUGGGAAUCAUGCGUCUACUGCACUGCACUCGGGGAUCCCCUCUCAGGAAUUCGCUAGCAGUUACAAUGGCUCGUACUUGCAUUCCACUUACAGUGGCGGGCAAAGCACACCAGCUCUCCCGUCCCCACAUCCCUCACCUUUGCACAGCGCUGGGCUCCUUCAGCCUCCACCCCCGCCACCUCCAACCCUGGUGCCUAGCUACAACGCAGGUUCCCCCAAUCUCUCCAGUUACAAUUACCCUCCAGCAGGGUAUCCCCCACAGACUGCUGUUGCCCCAGGCUACAGCCCAGGAGGAGCACCACCUCCUUCAGCUUACUUGCCCUCAGGCAUUGCUGCCCCCACUCCCCUACCUCCUUCCACCCUUCCCGGUUACUCCUACCAGUCCCACAACCAUGCGCCAAUUGCACCAACCCCUUUGAAUGGCAGCUCGGCCAACACACUGAAAAGAAAAGCAUUUUACAUGACGGGCCAGGGAGAUAUGGACUCCAGUUAUGGAAAUUUCAACUACAGCCAGCAGCGUUCUGCUCAAAGCCCCAUGUACAGAAUGCCAGACAACAGUCUUGUUGACUCAACCAGAGGGAAUGGAUUUGACAGGAAUGCUGACACAUCAUCUUUGGCGUUUAAGCCGACAAAGCAGUCAAUGCCACCGGAUCAGCAGCGGAAGUUCGGCAGCCAGUCCGGCAGGGCACUAACCCCUCCUUCAUACGGAUCCUCCAAAGGUUCCUUGGGAUCCCUGCGGUCAGGCGAGUCAUUUGGAAAGUUUGGUUCCCCUGUUUUGAGUGACCAUGGUGACGACAACAGACAGCAUCUCCCCCAUUCCAUGGGCACGGCGACUUCAUCAAGCCACCCUGCUGAGGAGCAGUUAAAAAACAGCGAUGCUAGUUUGGUAGAGAUGGUCACCACUGAGAUUCUGCAGCAGACGCCCCCUGUUGACUGGAGCGACAUUGCUGGACUGGAGAUGGCAAAAGCCACCAUCAAAGAUGAGGUCCUGUGGCCUAUUCUGAGGCCAGACAUGUUCAGCGGAAUGGCCACAUUACCUCGCAGCAUGCUUCUCUUUGGACCUCAGGGCACGGGCCGGACUCUGCUUGGUCGGUGUAUGGCCAGUCAGCUUGGCGCUGCUUUCCUCCUGCUUAGUGGCUCUGCGCUGGUCACAAAGUGGCUGGGAGAGGGCGAGAAGAUUGUCCAGGCCUCGUUUCUUGUCGCUCGCUGCCGGCAGCCUUCGGUGGUUUUCAUCAGUGAUGUUGAUCUGCUGUUGUCUGCCCAGUUGAGCGAAGAAAGCCCGGUGAACCGAAUCAAGAGCGAACUCCUCCUCCAGCUUGAUGGAGUUCUAAGCUCACCAGAGGAACAUGUUCUAGUGGUGUGUUCCACCAGCAAACCUGAAGAGAUUGAUGAGUCUCUACGAAGGUACUUUGUAAAGCGGUUGCUCGUCCCCUCACCGGAUGCCACUGCACGACAUCAGAUAAUCAGCCAGCUGCUCUCACAGCACAACUACUGCCUCAGUGACAAAGAGGUUGCGCUGCUUGUUCAGCGGACAGACGGCUUCUCCGGGCUGGAUGUGGUCCGACUUUGCCAAGAGGCCAUGGUCGGUCCUCUCCAUGGCAUGUCCGGUGCAGACAUUUCCGGAAUGAUGCCAGGUCAGAUGAGACCGGUAUCAUAUCAAGACUUUGAGAAUGUGUUUUGCAAAAUCCAGCCCAGCAUAUCACAGAAAGAACUUGAUACAUACACUGAAUGGAAUAAGAUGUUUGGCUGUAGUCAGUAAAGAGUGAGGGCAUAAUUAAGUCAGUGGGGUGACCUCCCCUACUCUAAAAGGGGAUACAAUUCAGAAUUCUUUGGGUGACACAUGCAGUUAAACAGUGUGGUUAUUACAAAUGUAGAUGACCCCUAAAGAAGAACCUGAAGGACGGUCAGAUAGAGUUGAAUGAUGCAUGACUGUACUUAAGUCAAGGUCUGGCCCUUUGCACAUAAUCCAGACAGAGAAAUACUGUUUUCUGGGCUCAGUACUGCAGACGCAGAGCUCCACUUACCGAGGUGCUCUGUAAGUGAGGACAAACUUCUUUGUGUGUAAAUAUCAUUCUGCUGUUUUUGAGAUUCUGUUGCUAUGAAGUGCCUGAAGUGGUGCUUUAUUGAUUUGGAUUUGAAUUUGUUUGCCUCACCAUCUCAUUGGUGGCAUGUGCUAAUAUAGAGAGCUUUAACAUGAAACUAAAACAGA
Ctenopharyngodon idella (grass carp) is the source of this 3008-nucleotide messenger RNA. It is a transcript of the gene fign, whose product is annotated as fidgetin. Bases 312 to 2558 code for a protein of 748 amino acids. The transcript has 2 exons. Lineage: Eukaryota; Metazoa; Chordata; Actinopteri; Cypriniformes; Xenocyprididae. The record is from RefSeq and is a predicted model, not a curated record. Gene Ontology annotation, molecular function: microtubule severing ATPase activity; ATP binding; ATP hydrolysis activity.